AUGGCGCCAAACACGGUCCAUGUUGCCGUCCUAGACACUGAUACGCCAUGUCUGCGAGUCUACAAGACACGCGGUCUUUACAGUUCUCAAUUUCGGGCUCGUCUCCAGGGUGCUGCAGAGCGUUUAAACAAGGACCCAGACUGCCAGCUAAGGAAUGGGCCGCUUGCCGUCCACGUCACGGCCUUUGAUGCUGUGGGAAGGUCAUUGCCGCCUCUCGAGUCGUUGCGAGUCAGUCCACGAUCACCCAACAAGCCUCACACAGGCGGGCCCUUGGGCUUCUUGGGCGUGAUCGACGCAAUAAUGAUCACCGGCUCGAUGGUGGCCUCAGUGUACGAAGAUCAGCCCUGGAUUCAUGAGCUAGAGCUUUUCAUCCAGACGGUGCAUACGAAGUUCCCGCACGUCAAAGUCUUCGGAGCUUGUUUCGGCCACCAGAUCAUCGCUCAGGCCUUGCUCUCAGCCAAAUUCGCGCCCCCAUCCUCUACUUUCCACGUAGAGCACGCGCAGUCCGGAUACGAAAUAGGCAUUGAGCCGAUCACUCUAAACCCGUCAUUCACGAUGCAUUUUCCACCUCUUGCACGCGCCUCGUCGUCGCAGAACACAUUCCGCAUCCAGCUCAUCCACUACGACCAGGUGGUGCCUACACCCGAGGCACUGGCCGCGGCAGGAACAAGCUGCGAAGUGCCUCUACCGGCGCCAUGGAUGAAAAUUGGUAGCAGUGCGCAAUGCCCGAUCCAGGGUCUCUAUAGCCCCGGGAGAGUUCUUACUUUCCAGGGCCAUUUCGAGUUCGAUACCUUUGUCAACAGCGAGCUAUGUGAGGAGGUUGGCCGACAGGCUAACUGGCCGGCGCCGCUGGUCAAGUCUUAUGUAGAGCGUAUCUCGCGCUCCCUUGUCCCUGGCAAAGACGAUGAUGAUGACUCUAAGGCUGCGGCAGAGGCGGUGCUGUUAUUCAUUGCGGGCGAGGAUUGCCCAAAGACAGAGUGGUUUUUCCAGGACAGUGGUCUGAUUACGCCUCCGCUUGAAGAGCAUGUAGUAGGUUGGAAAGUAUAG
Messenger RNA from Penicillium lagena, 1047 nucleotides. Its product is annotated as type 1 glutamine amidotransferase. Lineage: Eukaryota; Fungi; Ascomycota; Eurotiomycetes; Eurotiales; Aspergillaceae. Bases 1 to 1047 code for a protein of 348 amino acids. The transcript has a single exon. The record is from RefSeq and is a predicted model, not a curated record. Gene Ontology annotation, cellular component: cytosol; nucleus.